AUGAUCACUACGAACCCUAAAACUGCUAAAUUCACCCACGGUCACCUGCCCCGCACCCUUUCACUUCAUCCCCACGGCCUAAAUUUCUCCAGACCCUUCUCUUGCGUCUCCUUCAGCAUCCCCCGUCGACCAAUUCCCCAUUUAUCCUACAAACAUAUCAAAGCCUCCAUAUCAAAACCUAGAAACCAGAAUAGACAACCAAAGUUCUUCAAUUUUCCAAUUUUUAACCCAAAAGGGCCAAAAUCCAUUGUUCAGAAUUCACAUUUUUCGUUUUUGGGCCCACUAGAAACGACCCUUAUUUCCACCAUUACUGCUUUCUCUCUCUUGUUUUUCCAGUUUUACUUUACUCACAAACGUGCCAUUGCUGCUCCAGUUUUAUUGCUGCCCACUGUGGAAACUACUACAAAAGAUGCGCCUGCAGAUGAAGAAAGAGAGAAAUUCCUCGAAGAACAAGUGUUUUCGAAUCCAUAUGACAUUAACUCACUCAAGAACUUGUUGGAAAUCAAAUUCAACUGCAGAAAGUUUCCUGAAGCAAUUGGCGUUCUCGACAAGUUAAUAGAGCUCGAGCCAGAGGAAACCAAGUGGCUUUUGAUGAAAGCCCAUUUCUAUAUUUAUCUUGGAGAUAAUGAGUUGGCGAAAUAUGCAUUCAGUGAAUUAUUAAAAAAGGACCCUUUUCACGUGGAGGCAUACUCCAGGUUGUUGAUUGACGCCUCGCAGGAGGAAUCUAGCAAGAAACUGGAAGAAAUUGAGAAGAGCGUCGAGGAGGUAAUGAAUGUGUGUAAGAAGAAGAAUAAGAAGUUUGAGUUGAGGGAAUUCAAGCUGUUGCUAGCGCAAAUUCGGGUUAUGGAGCGUAGAUAUGACGAGGCCUUGAAGGUUUAUCAGGAGUUGGUGAAGGAGGAGCCCAGGGAUUUCAGACCGUAUUUGUGUCAGGGCAUAAUUUAUACAUUAUUAAGGAAAAAUGUUGACGCGGAGAAGAAUUUUGAGAAGUUUAGGAGAUUGGUCCCUAGAGCUCACCUUUAUGCCAGGCACUUUGAGGAUGACUUGAUUGCGGCCAAGAUUUUUGGUCAGAAAAUGGAGAAUGAGAGGGCUGCUGCAAAGGGUUAA
Molecule: messenger RNA, 1104 nt
Organism: Fraxinus pennsylvanica
Lineage: Eukaryota; Viridiplantae; Streptophyta; Magnoliopsida; Lamiales; Oleaceae
Source: the annotation of a GenBank genome assembly